This is a messenger RNA of Cylas formicarius (sweet potato weevil), 1417 nucleotides long. Its product is annotated as cytochrome P450 4C1-like. NCBI's taxonomy places the organism in Eukaryota, Metazoa, Arthropoda, Insecta, Coleoptera, Brentidae. The coding region runs from base 145 to 1332 and encodes 395 amino acids. The transcript has 6 exons. The record is from RefSeq and is a predicted model, not a curated record. Gene Ontology annotation, molecular function: iron ion binding; oxidoreductase activity, acting on paired donors, with incorporation or reduction of molecular oxygen; monooxygenase activity.
AUGCUUUCGAUUACAUGACUUCCAGACAUAAGACCUUCGGUCCGGUAUGUGUACGAUGGGUUCCAAGGGGAACCCAUCGUACACAUCUCCACGGCCGAACACGCCGAAAUAUUCUUGAAAAAUAACGUGAACAUCGACAAAGGCAUGAUUUACCGCUAUAUGGAACCUUGGCUAGGCACGGGUCUAUUGACCGGAGGAGGAAACAAGUGGAGGGUGCACCGGAAGCUGAUCACUCCCGCUUUCCACUUCAGCAUCUUGGACAAGUUCGCCGAAACUUUCGCCGAACGCGCCGACGACAUGGUGCACAUUCUGGAAGACAAGGUAAGCAAGGGGUACUUCGACAUUGAUGCCUACGUCACCAAGUGCGCACUGGACAUCAUCGCGGAGACAUCGAUGGGAAAGAGGGUAUAUGCGCUGAAAGACCCCAAAUCCAAGUACGUGGACGCCAUUGUAAGUUUAUGCGAGAUCUCCACCAGAAGGUACACGAACCCCAUUUGGGCCAACGAUUUUCUUUUCAAGUUCACCAAACCGGGAAAAAGGUUCUUCGACGACAUCGAAUACGUGAAUGGAAAUACCCUUAAGAUCAUUGAAGAGAAGAGGGCACAAUUAGAGAAGACUAAAAGCACUAUCAGAGUGGACGAGCUAGGCAGGAAGGAACGGCUAGCCUUCAUCGAUAUCCUGCUCACUACGCAGGAACCAAAGCCGUUCACCGACGAGGAGAUCAUUGAACAAGUCAACACGUUCAUGUUUGCGGGCCAAGAUACCAGCUCGAUCACCACGGGUUUCACUCUGUUCGCGUUGGGCAACGAACCAGAGAUCCAAGCCAAAGUGCACGAAGAACUGGACUCGGUCUUCCAAGGAUCAGAUCGCAUAAUCACACCCCAGGACAUCGCCUCUCUCGACUACCUGGAUAGAGUGGUGAAGGAAGCGAUGCGGUACUACUAUUUCGUACCGGAAAUCGGCAGGUGUCUAACCGAAGAACUCGUUUUGGACGGGCAUCACAUUCCCGUGUGUACCACCGUCAUCCUCGACCUUUACGAACUGCACCACAACCCGGAGCAUUACCCGGACCCUUACAAAUUCGACCCAGAUCGAUUCCUCCCCGAAGAGGUAGCCAAACGUCAUGUCUACGCUUACGUCCCUUUCAGCGCGGGUCCCAGAAAUUGCGUGGGCCAAAAAUUCGGACUGCGUAACGCGAAAACGAUGAUAGCGUCCGUCUUGAGGAAAUUCAAGGUCAAAUCGCGCGACAAGCCGCAGGAUUUGAGGUUCUACAUCGAAGGAUUGCUCAGACCGCAGGGCGGACUUUAUGUGGCAUUGGAGCUGCGAAAAUGAAGCCCGUCGCGUUUCUCUUAGCAUGGCCGAUUAUUUAUUGUUGUUAAGUUUAACUACUGUUCCAAAAUAAAUUAUUUUCGUUUGA